Micromonas commoda is the source of this 3942-nucleotide messenger RNA. RefSeq lists its product with no specific name. The record is from RefSeq and is a predicted model, not a curated record. Gene Ontology annotation, biological process: iron-sulfur cluster assembly. Gene Ontology annotation, cellular component: cytosolic [4Fe-4S] assembly targeting complex. The transcript is spliced from 2 exons. NCBI's taxonomy places the organism in Eukaryota, Viridiplantae, Chlorophyta, Mamiellophyceae, Mamiellales, Mamiellaceae. The coding region runs from base 1 to 3942 and encodes 1313 amino acids.
AUGGCGUCCGGCAUGGAGGAGGAUCAGCCGGCUUGGGCGGCGGAUGUGGAAACUUACGUCUCGGUCGAUCGUGCGAGCGCCGUGUCCGAUGAGGACCGCGACGAGGCUGCGGGUCGCAUCGUCCAGCUCCUGGUCUCCGGCGCGCUCACGUUCCUCGAUCUGCUGCGGGGGAUGGAGACGUGCCUGGUGACGACUGACGAACCCCGCCGCGCGAGGGGCGUGCUGCUGCUCGCCGAGUGCGUCGCGGGAUAUGCAGGGGACGAUGAAACCGUCGCUGGCGGCGCCAGGCCGCUCCCGGGCGGCGCGGCUUCGCUCCUCUCGCAGUACUUCGCGAGCAAGCUCGAGGAUUUCGCGGUGCUCCGCGCGGCGCUGGCGGGAUGCACCGCCCUGCUCCGCGCCACGGCGACGGUCGACGGCGCGCCCGACCGAUCCGCGCCGGCCGUUUCGCACGAUAACGCCACGGAGAUGGCGGACCGGUUCUUCGACGCCGUGCACGUGCCGAGCCUGGUGCAAGCGGACAGGCAGCGAUCGUACCAGUUCCUCCUCGCGCUCGUCUCGCACCCGGCCUCUUUCGCCGACGGACCGCCGCUCGGAUCCGCGAACCCCGCGGAACAGAUCGAGAGCGUCGUGGCGGCGUGCGACGGGGAGAAGGAUCCGAGGAACGUCCUGCUGCUGUGCGAGCUGUGGACCGCGCUGCCCCGCGCCUUCUGCGGCGACGGGCACGAGAAAGCAAUCGCCGACGCGAACGACGGCGUCGCAAAGCGGCGAGCGGCUUUCGCCUCGGCGGCGGAGGAACUCUACGACGUCGUCGCCGCAUACUUCCCGGUGUCGUUCCGACCGCCGCCCGGGGACUCCGUGCGUGUCACCAGGGAACAGCUCGCGGCGACGCUGCGGGGAGCCAUGUGCGCGUCGGGUGAUUUCGCGCCGUGGGCCGUGCCGCACGUGCUGGAGAGCCUCGCUCCGGAUAAGAAACCCACGACUCUGGACGACGCGCUCGCCACGUUGAUGGCGUGCGGCGCCGCGUUCGGGACGCGCGGCAUGUCGCCGCACGUGAGGAACGUGUGGUCGCGCCUGCGUAACCUGCUGUUGCACCCGCCCGCGGGUCCGGAGCUCACCGCGGAGGGAACCGCGAGGUGGGCCACGAGGGCUUUCGCGUCCGAGUGGGGCGGAGCCGAGUUGGUCGCCCUCGCUCUCGCGGAUCCGUGCCUCAAGGACGCCGCGCAGGCUCUCAGGGGCGAGGGCGGGGACGCCAUGGAAGUUGACGGAACCGGAAACGGCGGCGGCGGGUGUUGCGGCGGGUCCGGGGAGCGCGAGGGGCACGUCGAGGGCGGCGGAGGCGGCGGGUGCUGCGGCGGGUCCGGCGGCGGCGCGGCCGAGGGCGCGGCGGCGGCGGCGGCGGACGUGACGCGACGCGGCCACGCGCUCGUCGCCGGAGCCGGCCGGAUCAUCGGCGCGAUCGCCGCGGCGGGUCCCGAGCCCGCGGCGGCGGCGAUGUCCCUCGGCCUCGCGCCGUUGCUAGACGCGGCCGGGAUUGGACCCGCCGGGGAGACAGCCCGCGCGCGACCGGGCACGGGACCGUUGGGGCUCGUGCUGGCCACGCCGGCGGCGUGCGGUGCCCUCGACGGCGCCCUCGCCGGCGCGAACGCAUCCGCGGAGGCGUCGCCCGCGGCGGUCCUGGGGGACGUCGGCGCGCGGCUCGUCGGGCUCUUCGCGGCGGCGGCGGCUAAGCGGAUCGAGGGCACCUCCGCGCUUCGCGUCAAAGAGGAGAAGAAGUCGGAACCCGCCGCCGCGAACGAGAAGGAGGAGGCGGAGGAGGAGGAGGAGGAGGGGUCGCAGGACAACGGCGGCAUCCUCGGCGUCGCGGGGCUUCGAACGCUCCUUUCGUUCCCCGCGGGCACGGGGCUGCUGGGCGAGGAGGGCGCGCGCGCGGCGCUGAACGCCCUCGUGGACGCGUCCCUCGAGACCGACGCCUCGGAAGCCGACGCGGACAUCGACCCGCGCACCGACCUUCGCGUCCGAGCCGGUGAGGCGCUCGCCGCGGCGGCGUCGUCCAAGUCCGACCCGGCUGUGGCGGCGGCGACGGUGAAGACGGCGGUACCGAGGCUGUGCGCCGCGUGCGACGGCGACGCCGCGUCUCUCGCGCUCGCAGCGCUCGCGCGGGUGUCCGCCGCCUCCGCCGACGCGAGGCGGGUGGCGGUGACCGCCCUCUGGUCCCGCCUCGGCGGCGCCCGCCGGCCGGACCCGGUGUGGACCAAACCCCUCUGGAAGGAUUUCGUCGACGCCAUGGCGGGAACCGUCCCGAAAACGGCGUCGUCGGGGUCGGGCUCGGUGCCCGGCAUGCUGCAGAGCGCCGCGCUGGACCCGUCCACCGCGGCGGGGGGCGGCGAAGAGGACGCCGCCGCGAGGGACAUCGCCGCGGCGAUGCGAUCGGAAACGGCGCCGGGGGCGGGGAACAACGAAGACGCGUGCCGGCUCAUCCGCGCGGCGACCGCGGCGCUCGGCGACGCGCACCAGGUCGGGGUGCUCGCCGAUGCGGCGGGGGAGAUCAUGAGUGGCGGUCCGUGCUUCAGAGCCGCCUGCGCCGCCGUCGCGGGCCUGAGGGUGUCGCCGAGCAAGUCGACGGAUUUUCCAAACUGCGAGGACCUCGUGCGGAGACUGGUGAGUCGCGCGGUGGGAGGAGGGGACGAGGACGACGCGCGCUCCGCGACGGAGGCGCUGUCGUCCCUGAUUCACAAGCUCGGCGCGUCCGGAGCGUUGGGCCCGCGAUCGGGUCUGACGGCGGCUGUGGACGCCGGGCUGACGGGCUCCCUCCACGCCGCCGCGGGCGUCGCCGCCGUCGGAGCUACGCUUCGUGCGCUCGCCGCGCGCGCGGACCCGGCCGCGGCCGAACUCGCCGCGGACCUCGUCGCCGCGCUAUCGUCGGCGUCUCGUGAGGUGGCCGCGGGGGCCGCGCGCGCGUUCGGGGUGGCGAUGUCCCCCGGCGGCGGCGGCCCGGGCGUCACCCGCGAGUGCCACGGAUCGGAGAAGAAACUCUUCCGACAGCGGUUCUUCACCCAGACCGUGCCCGCGGUGAUGGCGGCGCUCAAGCCGUCCUCGCGAUCUGGCCAGGCGACGACCAACCCCGAUCACAGGCCCGCGCAUCUGUCGGCGCUCGUCCACCUCGCCCGCCACGCGCCCAUCUCCGCGGUGCUUCAGUCGGGCGACUCGAUCCUGCCGGUGCUGGCCGAGGCUAUCAACGCGCUCGCGGACCAAUCGACGCCGUUUGCGGACAAGGACGCCCUCGCCGGUAGUAUCACGAUGACCGCGGCGUUCCUAUCGGACCCGCGCGGCAGGGACACGCUGGCUCUACACGCGGAGGAACACGCCGGGGCUAUCAUCGGCGCGUUGUGUCGCAUCGGGUCGUCGGCUGCGAGGAAACCCCCGGGGUCGUUGGCUGGGUCGCCGACGCUGUCGCUGGUGGUGAGGGAGACGGCGCUGGAUGCUCUGGUGGCGGCGACGUCCCUGCCGUUCUCCGUGGUGUAUCCUCAGCGCAGGGCGGUUGAGAGGGCGUCGGUAGCGGCGUUGGACGAUCCCAAGCGCGUCGUCAGGUUCGCGGCGGCGAGGUGUCGGGAGGCUUGGCUCUUGCUGGGCAAGCAAACCAACACAGCCGCAGGUGUCGUUGGAGCCUGCUGGAGCGAUCCCGUGGAUGGAGCCGUGCUCGGUCCCGUGGUGCGAUUCGUGCUCCGUCUCGUGGUGAGAUUCAUGCUCGAUCCCGUGGUGCGACCCGCUCUUGUUCUUGUUCUUGUUCUUGUUCUUGUGCCGAGAGGCGGGACGCGGGACAGCUCGGGUCUCGCUGGCCUGCACUCCGCUUCCGAGGAGCGCGACGAUGACCAUCAGCGCGAGGAGGAUCGCAAAGACUCGGUUCAUGAUUUAUGGGUGAUGUCGGGCUUGUUGAGAGGGUAG